Messenger RNA from Rhopilema esculentum, 4222 nucleotides. RefSeq names its product NCK-interacting protein with SH3 domain. Gene Ontology annotation, biological process: endocytosis. The record is from RefSeq and is a predicted model, not a curated record. NCBI's taxonomy places the organism in Eukaryota, Metazoa, Cnidaria, Scyphozoa, Rhizostomeae, Rhizostomatidae. Gene Ontology annotation, molecular function: Arp2/3 complex binding; protein binding.
AGCCACAACAUUUUGUUGUGAUAAAAUGGCGGACUAACUUUGGAGCAGGGAGAUUCAUCUUUCAAAAUGCCUAAAUACACAUUGUUGCUCUAAAGUAUCGCAUUUCAACAAUGAGAUGAUGCUUGGCGAUAUAGGGGAAACUCAGAAACAACCAUUUUGAUUAAAAGGUUGCAAUUUGAUCUUAGGUUGCAAUCAAGCAAAAAAUGUAUAGAGCAUUAUUUAAUUACGACGGUCAGCAAGGAGACCGGACGUUGACAUUUAAAUCUGGAGAUGAAUUUAAUCUUAUUGACCAAAUCAACGAACAUUGGUGGCAAAUGCAGUCUUCAACUGGGGAAAUCGGAUUAGUACCAUCAACUUACCUUGCAAUUAAUAAGACAGUAAAGAGUGAAAUAAUUGAAUCAAUUGAAAGAGCUAUUGACCUAAUUCAUAAGAGUGCAGCGAAAAGAGGUGGACCGUUAACUGCUGAAGAAAGGAAAAGUCUACAAAAGCUGAUAUCUCAUCGCCAGAAUGUUGUUGAUGACAAGUCAGUCGAUGGAAAUGAAAACUCUGCAAAGAGUUCUUCUGAAAUUUCACAGCUGCCACUGCAGACAAACUAUGAGAAAAAUGGAUUCAAAGAUCCAAACACCUCUCCUGUAAAGCAAGAAAGUAAAGAUACGAUAGGUGAAGAACAGUAUGUCUUCAUGGACCUUCCAGAUCAACCAAAAAGACAGGCACCAAACCCUCCAAGAUCGAUUUCAGGAAGAACACAAUCAAAGUCCCUUAGAGAUAGAAGAAAAGCUCCAGAGCCACCAUCUUUGUCCCGUUCAUCAUCAGAGACUGGGAAGAACAACAAAGAAUUACAAAACAGCAUAACUCUUGGAUAUAAUAAAGGUCCUAUUAUGGAAAAAUGCAGCAAAGAUCAUGUAUCUUCAUUGACCGUGCCAAACGGACUUGGUAUGAACAUAGCUUCAAAGGUCAUGGGGAGGUUUAACUUGGACAAGAAAAAAUCCCAAAAAGUUGUCACCUGCGUUCUUGAAGGUAUUAUGGAAGGGGUUCCUGCUUUAUCUGAAUUAUUGCAGAAAGUUGUGGGAGAUUUGCCACAGUUUCCAGUGGAAGAUAUAGUCUUUGGCCCUGAAGAUGAACUCCGUGUUAUUCUUGAAGAUCUUUCAAAGCGAAAAGAUGACUCCCAACAAAGAAGCUGGGCAUUGCAUGAGGAUUAUCAUAUCAUCGAAAAAUUGCUUACCAAACUGCUUAAGCUGUUGGCAGGGAUGGAUAAAGCUGUAUCGUCCAAGCUUCUUUGUGAAGAUGACUACCAUUUUCUAAAUGAUUUGGUUGUUUAUUAUCAGAUGGAACCUCGACCUGGUCUUCGCGUUUUACUUAUUCAAACCUUUGGUUGUUGUUGUGAACUCGGCUAUGAUUUUGUUACUCAGUUGCUAUGCACGGUGUUACCAACGGAACUGGCAAGAGAACUAAUGGAAGUUAAAGAUAUUACAAGCUUCCUCAACAUUGCUCUUCUUCUAACUAUGCUAUUUUCUACUGGCGAGGCCAUUCCUUUACACCAAUAUGCACAAUUUAACGAGGAAUUCCUGGAAUUUGUGUUCGACUGCGUAGAGCGACCCCAUCUUGAUGAUAAAUACGAUCAAAUACCGUACAGUCUUGUAUCCGUCUUGCUGUCCUUCAACCAGCACAUGAAAGAUCCAUCAGAAAACAGAGUUCUGAAAGUUAUUUCUUGUCGAACAGACCUCAAAGUAUUUUCCGAAAAACUUCUAUUACUGGUGAACAGAGAAGAUGAUCCAGUGGCAAUAUUUGAUUAUCAUAAGCCGGAACCCACCUCUAUUUUGAAGAUGAUGCAAGACAUCUUCUCGCAAAAAGAGACAUCGAAUAUUUUUUUCACAAAUGAUCUGAUGGUGCUUAUAGAUAUCAUUUUGCGGCAAUUCACUGAUCGUUGUCCCGGGGAUAAGGUUCGCACACAGUUUCUGUCGUUAUUUUACGACAUAAUUACGAACUCGAACUAUAGAGAGCAUCGCCAUCGCUGCAACGAAUUCGGCGAAUGUUUCACCAGCAUUCUGGUUGAUGAGGAAAGCGAAAUCGAAGAUGAUAAGUAUAUAGUCAGGAAUAUUUGCUCGGAAUUCAAUACGCUGUUCCCUAUUUUCAUUUAGAAUUUUUUAGUGUCUUUGCAAGAUUUACGAGGCGUGUAAUACAAUACGCUCUUCUUCUCUAAAAUGUUCCUCGAAUUUCGAGCAAACGUAAACGCUUAAGAAGGAGGCACCUAAUGAACAAGCAUAUCAAAGGAUCUAAGCAUGCCUUCAUUUAAAUUGGCUGACAAUAUGUCCCAUUUCGUGAAUUGCAUGGGUUCUUACACAGUAUACAAAGGGUUUAACAAAGUAUACUAUACAGUACAAAAAUACUUAUGGGAGCUCCUACCCUUGUUGCCCCACCCACUCAGUGUUGCAAUUUAAAAUCACACAUAACAAGCUGACAUGGGUGGCGUAACUCAGACAAUACUCUCAAAAGGGUGACAUGUGGGAAACAUUAAAAAAUCAUUGGAGAGCAAAGAAUGCUGCAAUCUCGUGCAAAGGGUUUGCUUGUAAGCGACCCAAAGGUAUUAUUAGUGGUAUUGAUAUUAAGAAGCAAUAAUUGAUGACGUUAUAUAGCCUGUCGGGCAAUACUGAAGUCAUAUUCACAAACAAUGUCAAAGAAGUAUUUUUUCGUAACAGGGAUCAAUUUCUUCGCGCGUAUGUGUUGAUUAUGUGUAUUUGGGAGGUAUUAUAAUACGUCUAUACCUUUUUACGAUUUGCUAGGUUUUUUCAUCUCUAGCCACGUUAGUUAUUUAGCUUGUGCUUUUGGUUUUGCAAUGGGAAAUGUAGUAGUAAGGAUUCCCAAAUAGUUAAAGGUAGGUUAAGAUAUUUGUAGAGAAUGGAAGUUGAAUUUAAGUAUUUUCAUCAGAUAUGUGUCUAUGAAUGUUAAUGAGUUACAAUAACCCGUUUAAUGCUUUAAACAUGUCUUUGGCUAAAUUUGUAUGGUAAAAACUUGAUCAGUUCAAAUCUUGCCAAAAAUGUUGGAAAACCCUCACAAAAUUAUCACAGUUUUUCUAAGCUUUUAGUCAAUGGGUUUUCUAUUAAUAUGAGGUGUUUCACUUAUGUUUGGCAAGGAUUGUAGAUUGAGAUGCAACGCUUGUUCGCAAGGCAAAAGAAAUAGGUUUUAUGUUUGACUGAUGUUAAUUUAGUAUUUUGUACAAGGCCUUGGCUGCUUUUACUGUGUCGCGCCGCACCUACCAUAUUUAUUCGAAUAUAGGCCGCUGCUUCUAAAAAUUUUUGGCAUAUUUUGCUGUGGUUUAUAAUCAAGAGCGGCUUGCAAACGAGGACGGCUUACAAAAGAGGACGGCUUAAAAAGAGGACGGCUUCCAAACGAAGACGUCUUACAAACGAGGGUGGCUAAGAAUCGGACAAAUACGGUACCUCGGCAAGUGGUAGAACCUCAUUGAGAUUCAAUGUUCAAAAUAUUUUGUGCAAAAUUUAAAAUAUACGUUUUGCAUAUUGACCGAAAGCUGGUGCUGAAGCAGUAAUGGCCGAUUUUAUAUGUUCUUUACGUAUUUGUAUAUUUUCACAGGUAGUUAAUAUAACGUAGGCUGUUACACUAUUAGCAAUAUGACCUUUUCUCGUGGAGUAAAAUAAGUUAACAUAGCUUACAUUGCACUCUUUCUUUAAAAUCCAAAAGUUAGUUUAUUUAAGUAAUCGUUAUACACUUUUGCCUUAUUGUUGCUUUUUGGUGCCAAUUUUCUUUCAAGCAGGACUCCAGAUUUCAAUUUUAUGGAAAUCCAUGACAAAACCGGAGAGUUUCUUACUAGUCAGUAAUGUCCAAGGGUCAGAAAUGUAAUGGUCAAACGCUGCUAAAAUAGUUGAAAAUAUCAAGUCAAUAGUAAAAUUGAGCACUAGAAAUGAUGGGUCAUUAGCAAUGGCAAUAUUAAGGAUGGAACUUCGUACAAAUUGUUUGGAAGCUGCAGAGGGAGUUACCAAAAAAUGGUAGGAAAAGAAAAGCAGCUCUGCUAAAGAUAAAUUUUAUUGCGUCUUUUUGUUGUCCAGACUAAAGCAAACUAGAGCAAUUGUAUUAAACCAGACAUUUCUCAUGAUAUGCUAUUUUCGAGUAGGAUAUUCAUAUUCUUGUGCAUCAUGAUCACAUGUCAGGACAAUAACAUGUAUACAUAUAUAAUCAGAAGUUUUGCUUUUAUAAGCCAUAAACGGUA